Molecule: messenger RNA, 1772 nt
Organism: Dicentrarchus labrax (European seabass)
Lineage: Eukaryota; Metazoa; Chordata; Actinopteri; Moronidae
Product: alpha-1-antitrypsin homolog
Exons: 5
Coding region: 145-1380 (411 amino acids)
Biological process (GO): negative regulation of endopeptidase activity
Molecular function (GO): serine-type endopeptidase inhibitor activity
Source: RefSeq, a predicted model, not a curated record
GGCCUGAUAUCUAAGGACAGAGAACAGGGGCUGGUCUUGGUUAAUUUUUGACUAGAGUGUCAGCUGACUCUCGGAGCUCCUGUAUAUAAUGGGGACAUUUCUGCCAAACAGUCUGCAGCAAAAACGACAUUAAAGGCUGUAAAGAUGCAUGGGAUCUUUGCUAGUUGUGCACUGGCUGCACUGCUACUGGCUGCAGUCUGGGCAGACCACCACCACAGCCACCACAACCAUGGCACUGAACACAGCCAUGAUGGAGAAAUGAGCUGCCACAAGCUGUCUCCUCCCAAUGCUGACUUUGGCUUUGCCCUCUACAAAAGUCUGAAUGCCAAGGCUGCUGCUGGAAAGAACAUCUUCUACUCGCCGCUGGGCAUCUCCACUGCUCUGUCCAUGCUCUCUACAGGGGCCAGUGGUGAAACCCACAGCCAGCUGUUCUCCAGCUUGGGCUACAGUGCUCACAACCAGGCACAGAUCAAUGAAGCGUACGAGCAUCUUUUCCAUAUGCUUGGCCACAGCCAGGAGAACCAGCAGAUGGUUGUUGGAAAUGCUGCUGCAGUGCGCUCUGGUUUCAAUCCUCUGGAAAAGUUCCUGAACGAUGUCAAGCGCUUCUACUCUGGUGAAAUCUUCAAUGUUGACUUUACCAAAUCUGCGGAGGCUGCAGCAGAGAUCAACAGAUUCAUUGCCAGUAAAACACAGGACAAGAUCAAAGAUAUGGUGAAGGACCUGGACCCUGAAAUGGCCAUGGUGCUGAUUAACUACGUCUUUUUCAGAGGACAGUGGGAGAAACCCUUUGAUGGUAACCUGACGAGCAAGGCAGACUUCCGUGUGGACGACACAACCACGGUUCAGGUGGACAUGAUGAAAAAGACCGGUCGCUUCGACUUCUAUCAGGAUGUUGACAACCACACCACUGUCAUCAUGCUGCCCUACAAGGGCAACACCUCCAUGAUGAUCGUCCUGCCUGAUGAAGGCCGGAUGGCGGAGGUGGAGGGCUACAUCAACAAGGACUACCUCAGGCACUGGCAUGACUCACUUUUCAGGAAUUCUGUUGAUCUGUUCCUGCCAAAAUUUUCCAUCUCUACUGAGGCUUCCCUGGACAGCACACUGAAAGAACUAGGCAUAACCAAUGCUUUUGCAGACAAUGCAGAUUUCUCUGGCAUAUCUGAGGAGGUCAAGCUCAAAGUCUCAAAGGUGUCCCACCAGGCUGUGCUGAGCGUGGAUGAAACAGGAACAGAAGCAGCAGCUGCCACCACCAUCGAGAUCAUGCCCAUGAGUAUGCCUGAAACCAUAAAACUUGACAGACCCUUCUUAGUCUUCAUCCUGGAGCACUCAACUAGGAGCAUCCUCUUCAUGGGCAAGAUCAACAACCCCACAGCCAUGUAAAGAUGCUAGGGAAAUUAAUGUUACAAUUGUUACUGUAGUAAGUUUUAGUAUUUUAUUUUGACCUCAGUAUCUGAAAGCCCUACGUAGAGGUCACAGUGAUAUCAAGAGCAUUGUGGGAAAUGGUAAACAGAGGAUAGUUUAAUAAAAAAGACAACAGAGCUUUCAUAAAGUAACAGAAACACACACAAUUACUACCAUCUGUCAUCAGAACAUGGCUGGGUGUAUAAAUGUCCAAAUACAUCAUUGUAUCCAGCUGACUGUUGUAUAUGACUGAAACGUUAGUAGAUGUGUAACUUCAAGGAUCUGCUCACACAUUGAGCUAAGGUGUUAUCGUGCUAUUGCUGUCUCAACAUCGUUCAAUAUGAAGUGAAAUAAAGACUUUUCAUGAACAA